Spizellomyces punctatus DAOM BR117 is the source of this 851-nucleotide messenger RNA. RefSeq lists its product as uncharacterized. Bases 40 to 789 code for a protein of 249 amino acids. Gene Ontology annotation, cellular component: endoplasmic reticulum; ERMES complex. The record is from RefSeq and is a predicted model, not a curated record. Lineage: Eukaryota; Fungi; Chytridiomycota; Chytridiomycetes; Spizellomycetales; Spizellomycetaceae. The transcript has 2 exons. Gene Ontology annotation, molecular function: lipid binding. Gene Ontology annotation, biological process: phospholipid transport.
AAGCUCUGCGAUGGAGGGUAGCCGCUGGCGACGUACAGGAUGACCUUGCAAGGCUUCUUUUCAGAAGAGGCGGUUCAGCAUGCGACAUCAACGGGUACUUCCUCGUUUAUAAAAGGCCUCUUCUUUGGCAUUCUGUCGGUCUUGGCGAUAGAAGCAUUCCUCGUUUUUCGCCUUGUCAGUCACUUUCUCGACCCAUCCCGUCGUCUCUUCAAGGUGUCUGCUGGUGACCGCCCUUCCUUUGCCAAAGAGUUUAUUGGUGUGACUGGCGGCCCUGAAGGGACGGGAACGGCGGCUGACCAUGAAAUCCUCAAAGAUGAGCUGCUCGAGAGCAAACACAAAACAACCAGCAGCUCUGCACACCAUCAGACACGAGAGCAUCACGAACCCUGGCCGGAGAACGUUGUGGAAUUCUUGCGUCAAGCUUUGACACCUGGGGAUAACGAUGCAUUGCUACGACCCUCUCGGUCAAAGAAACCGGGAUCGACUCCCCUCGAUCAAGACAAUGAACCCAUUGCAAUGGCAGAAACUGAGCAAUGCCACUGGAUCAAUGUUCUUGCACACAGAUUUUUCUUGGCGCUGAGAGGGAGCGAGCUGUUCAAGAAGAAAGCCAAGGCUAAGUGGACAGAGAAGAUUAAUGUUAAACUGAAGGGAAACUCGUUCGUGUCAUACAUCGAAGUGACAGAUAUCUCUCUGGGGGAUUAUGCGCCGAAGAUUCACGGUGUCCGAUUACUCAAGGGGAUUGCUGAGGAUCUCGCUGUAGUAAGCGUCGUGGUCUCGAUGUCUUCAUAAACGGAUCGAGAUGAAUAACAUUGAUCGAAUAUUCAUAGUCAGCGGAACUAGACGUGACAUAU